AUAUAUACAAAAAAUGUUUUAGAAUUUAAUUUGUCGCAGGAAAAAAGUUAAUAUUUCUAGCUCAUAAAGCCGCAUCAAUGUCAUCCUUAUCAGUGAUUGUCGCGGCCAAGCAAAUAUUCACUGCGGAUCAGUGCCAAGCAAAUAUUCACUGCGGAUCAGUGUGGUUGUGGUCAUGGGGGUCACGUGAUCAGUGCGGACUCGAGUUUCUAUAUAUAACUCUAUGGGAAAACCCAAUAGAACAAGCAUGCGCCGUGGAGCAUACUUUAUCAUUAAAAAUCCCUCACAGAUAAACGGUUGUAAAAUACUACGAACUCUUUUUGACAUUUUCUAGGAAAAUGUUUUUUUUAGAUUAGAAAGAUAUCUUGCAUUACACAGACUGUACUUAAGAAACACACAAUGGCCGAUGUACCACUAAACCGCGUUGAAAGGAGACAGCUCAUUGAAAGAAUCAGACAACAUGAGGCAGAUUUUGUUUUGUUUGUUAAUCAGCGACAGAACACCAUCAGGUUAUUACUGGAAGUGGCUGAUGAGUUAGAUACAAGCAAAUGGAGGGUCAGGAUCAGCAGACUUGCUGGGUCAUCUGGUGGAAUAUUAUCUGGUGUUUUAACUGUUGUUGGAUUGGUAACCUUACCUGUAGGUGGGGUUGGUGCUGGCUUUUUGGCUGCAGGAGGGGUUGUGGGCGGUCUUGCCGCGGCCACAGGUGCCGGGGCUAACAUAGGUGACGCUGUUGUAAGUGGAAAAAGAAAAAAGCAAUGCAACCAAGUGCUUGAGGCAGAUAAUCAAGCUGUCUUGCAUUAUCAAAACUGUCUUGACGAUAUACGAUUAUUCAUCAGAGGGGUGUUGCCUAUCGGCACUGUUGUUGUGCAGUUAGUGCGAUUGGUUGACGUGCUAUUGGAUGCUUCCGGUGCCACAGUUAGGGCAGUUGGGGCUGCUGUUGAUGCCGUUCCUAUUGUUGGGGCUGUUUUUAACCUGAUCACACUCCCUCUGGACAUUGGCACCUUAAUUUCCAACUCAAUAGAUAUCCAUAGAGCAACUCCCCAUCAGAUAUCAGUAAGGAUAAGAGAAAUAGCACAGCAAUUGGAUGCUCAGCUUAGAGAUCUACAGCUAAGACAUGACGAUGAAAGGGAAGAACUUGAAAAUGUUCUUCUUGAGAGACUUGCUCCACGCCCAAGAAGAAUUUCAAGAAGGGAAAUGUUAUUUUACGUAUGUGUAAUUGUUGUGUUUAGUAUUAUAAAUCUGGUUAUAUUCAUGUGCCGAAGAUCUGAUGGUCCCCUGCUUUUGACCUAUGAUUUACCGAUGCUCCCAUUCGAUUGAAAUUGGAGGGGGGGGGGGCGUUUGAAUUCUGAUUUAUUUCCGGUCUAACAAAAUAUCAUAAUAACACCUUGAUAAACAAAAUGUGGACAGACCAAUAAAAGUGUAUAUUUGGAGAUGCAUAAUGUAAGUAUUAGAUAAGGAGCUGGCAGAUCUCGCUUAGCAUUGGUACCGUUGUGGACACUCUACAUGCUAAAGUUAUUAUCUAAUUGACUUUAAAUUUAGGAUUUAUGCUCAGUGUUUACGGCCAUGAGGCGAAGAAGCCUGUUGAUUUUCAAAGAUUUCUGAUAAUUACUGCCAUACUUAUAGUCCUUGAUUACUUUGAAUUCUUUAGAGGCUAAAGUUGAUAUCCGAUUUACUUGAAAUUUAUGCAUAGUGUUUAUUGUCAUGCGACGAAGAGGCCUAUUGAUUUUCAACAGUUUCCGAUAAUUACUGUCAGAUUUAUGGCCCUUGGUCACUUUGAAAAAUCUUGUGGCCACUCUAGAGGCUAUAAAUUUAUACACAGUGUUUAUGGUUAUGAGGUGAAGAAUCCUAUUGCAUUUCUACGAUUUCCAACAAUUAUUGCCAGCGUUAUGACCUUUGAUCACUUGGGAAAUCUUGUGGAGGUGCUAGAGGUUAAACUUAAUAUAAAUUUAUUCUCAGUGUUUAAAGUCAUGGGGCAAACAACCAAAAGAAAUUCUAAUGAUUUCUAAUAAUUACUUAUUGGAUUGUUACUCGUAAUCAGAUUUUACUUUAUUAAAACGUCUUCAUUACUGACAUAAGAAAAAAAUAUGCUUGGCAACCUAUCUUUAAAUUAAAUUAUUAAUUGACUAUCUUGUUUCAAUCCAUUGAAAAUCACAAACAUCCGAUAGUCUAGAGGGUUUAUUAUGGUCUUGUCUUGUUAAUAAGUGUCUACUAAUUAAUUUAUAUAAUAUUUGAGGCCAAAAGAAAGAUCUGCAAUAGGUAGAUUUAGCUCUUACAUAAUGCAUCUUUAACUUGAGAGAACCAGAUGGAAAUCCCUUCAAAGUUCCUAUAUUAGUGGACACUACCACAAUGUAGAUAUCCAACAAUGAAUGCAGCGGAAAGACAACAGGCCUCAUUUGAAGACUUUUCAUGGCUGACAAAUCGAUGUAUUUAGUUUCUUUUAGUAACUACCCGGGUUAAUGAAAUUAUGUACAGCGUAUUUACAAUGAUUAAUGGCGUAAUAUAUUGUUGCUUCUAUUCACAUGAAAUAAAUGUUAGACAAGUAUUGUUUUUAUAGUAUAAGGACUUUUGAAUGUUUAUAUCUUUUAGGCUUGUUACUUCCUUAAAGUCCAGCGUUUUCUCGGAUAUUGUUGGCAAUGUUUACAUUUAUCAAUGAUCAAAAUCAAUUAAACUGUUAGUUUAUCUAAUAUAAUAAUCAAAAUUUACUCAAAUGUUAGUUUAUCUAAUAUGUCUAUAAAACACCAGCGGUUAAUAGGGGAUCAACAUGUUAUUGAUCUUAUGUCCACUACACCUCGAGACUGGUAGACGGUGUCUUGUUAGGUAUUAUGGUAUGGUAUACCCACAGAAUACUACAUGCAGAGGCGUAGCCGUGAAAUAUAUAUUGGGGGGGGGGGGGGGUCCGCAACCCUAACCCCUAACCCUAUUUUAAAACCCCCCAGAAAUAUAAACAAACACCAUGUGGCCAUGCUGUCUACACAACUCGUUUGCUGAUUGGCCCACCGCGUGCAAAGUAUUAUGGUUACGUGGCUGGCUGAGCGGGCGAUAAAUAUUUGGUUUAGGCGAUAAUGUUUUUGGGUACCUACAUGCGAUUCACUCUGAUAAGUGGCAGAAAAAAAUUAACUAGACACAAUUUUAUGGAACACAGUUACUUUUCACUUCACACAUGUUUCAAGGAUGAUUCUCUCUGUGUUUUAUUUUAGCAAUGUAAACCAUAUUGGGAUAUGUACCGGUUAUAUACAGAUAGAAUCUUAACUAACACUAAUAAUUGUUGUAAAUAAAUAGGAGUUAGGGUCUACUAUGUAAAUAUUUGGGGGGGUCCAAGUAUAUUCAGACCCCCCCUCCCCAGAAAAAAAAUGUGUGUGUGUGUGUGUGUGUAUAUAUAUAUAUAUAUAUAUAUAUAUAUAUAUAUACGUGUUUAGGGAUUUGGUGACCGUGUAAAAAGUGAAACUGGAUUCGGGUCUUUAACAAAUGCAUUCAGUAAUGUAGGCUUAGUACAUGAUAACCUUUUAAUAAUCAAUUUUGUUUAUAUGGGUCUUCAAUAUAUAAUUUCACUUUAUUAAUUUAUGUAUUUACUUUAUUAUUAUUAAAGAUUAACUCAGUCCAUUAAUUAACUAUACAUAGUUUAAUUUAUAUUAUAUAUAUUUACUUUAUUAUUAUUAAAGAUUACCUAAGUUAAUCUUGUGAUCU
Patella vulgata (common limpet) is the source of this 3681-nucleotide messenger RNA. RefSeq lists its product as uncharacterized. Gene Ontology annotation, biological process: lipoprotein metabolic process; lipid transport. The transcript has 2 exons. The record is from RefSeq and is a predicted model, not a curated record. Gene Ontology annotation, cellular component: membrane; extracellular region. Gene Ontology annotation, molecular function: lipid binding. Lineage: Eukaryota; Metazoa; Mollusca; Gastropoda; Patellidae. Bases 397 to 1314 code for a protein of 305 amino acids.